UGAGCUUCUCCACGUACAUCUGGUCGGCGAACAAGUGAUCGCCGUCCGCAUUUUGAACGUACUGGCCGCCCACGUACAGGUACUCCCGGUGAUAGGCAAUCUCAGAUGCAGACGAGUUGGCGGCGACGGUGUUGCGUGCCAGGCUUGCCAGGGCGAUCAGCCCUGUCAGAACGCCACUGGACCACAUUUUGGAUUGCAGGGGUAGAAUAUAGAUUGACAAGGCAAAUGGAAAAGGAAAAAACAACAGCAAAGGAACGUGAAGGGAACAAGGAUUAGGGAACGCCCGGAAGCAGCACAAGGUUCUCAAAAGACAAAAAAGCAGUGCCGGCCAGUCCGAUCACAGCAACCGGGUGGAUCCACACACAUACGAGCCUCUCCACUGCAGAGCCGAUCCUCAUUUCCUUCAGUCAACGCCGUCGGGUCGACCAGAAUUCCACUGCGGCGGAAUCCACCCGCAAGUCUGGUGAGCCGCUGGUCGGCGAAUGGACUCAAUGGGGGUGGCAUCAUCCAUCGAGCAGUUGGGGCCCAAGGGAAAAAACCUAAAAGGUUAAAAGCAUCCGACCCCAAAGACGAAACUUAGUUGGCCUUGGUUCAAUUUGUGCCCAUCUCCGAGGCUGUUUCUGCUUUCUCUCCUUCUCUGGUUUCGUUCCUCCGUGGAGAGCUUUUUAGUGUGGGCGUCGUCCGCUUCUCGUUCUCUCUCCCAGAUGGCUGACUUGGUCCCUGCUCGUUCAUCAUGGCGAACACGACGCUGGUGCUGCUAUGGCUUUUCACCUGGUUGACCGUCGCCCUGAUCACCACGCGCCUGCUGAUGCGCAAGGUGCGUCGCAAGCCGUUUGUUCUGGGUGACUAUCUGUCCUUCGCCGCUAUUCUCUGUGCCCUCGUUCGGCUGGCCCUGGUGCAUGUCAUCCUCAUCUGGGGCACCAACAACAUGUCCCUGGAAAUGCGGCAGGCGCACCACUUCACGGACCAAGAGAUCCACCGGCGUGAGAUCGGCAGCAAGUUCACCUUGUGCAAUCGGGUCUUCUACAACUCAUAUCUCUGGAUCCAGAAGAUCGUCCUGCUCGAUACCUAUCGGCACUUGAUCCGAAAUCUGUCCUGGGAGAGACCGACUCUCCUGGCGUACUUGCUGAUCUUUGCAUCCACCUAUAUCACCGUCCAGGUGGUGACCUUUACGGAAUGCGACCCAUUCAAUCACUACUGGCAGGUGCUGCCUGACCCGGGCACCUGCUCCCAGGCUCAACUGCAACUGAUCGUCCUAGGGGUCCUCAAUAUCAUCACGGAUGUCAUGUUGAUUGCGCUGCCGGUCCCCGUCCUGGUCAUGGUCAAGCGAUCGUUCGCUGAAAAACUGCAGCUUGCCGCUCUCUUUGCGAUCGGUCUAUUUAUCGUGGUCAUUACAAUUAUCCGCUUGCCGCAGAACGCCGAACACUCCACCGUGCAGGUGAACCGCACGACGUGGGCCAAUGUCGAAUUAUUCGCCGCCGCGAUCGUGUCCAACGCCCCCGUGCUGUACGGCUUCUAUCGCGGCAGUCGCGAGAACUCGCGCUCGAGAGCUACCAACACCGGGACGGGACCGCACUCAUCGCGCGAUCGGGCGCUGGCCUCGCAGGAUCAGCCUUGGGAAUUGCAUAAGGUCAAUCAUCCGCGACGGACUUCGGCGCUAGGGUCCAAGCUGGCGGCACGCCCGGCGCAUGUCUAUACGGAAAUCCACGGCGAGAGCAGCGUGAGCGUCGAAGCCCGAAAAUCGUGAAGGUUUCAUUUCGUUGGUGGUAAAAUAAAAACGGUUCAUAAGAGUUAUACCAUAAUAAGAUAAAUAAUACCAGGCAUUUUCACGAUGAAGGCCAG
This is a messenger RNA of Aspergillus melleus, 1842 nucleotides long. RefSeq lists its product as uncharacterized. NCBI's taxonomy places the organism in Eukaryota, Fungi, Ascomycota, Eurotiomycetes, Eurotiales, Aspergillaceae. The record is from RefSeq and is a predicted model, not a curated record. The transcript has 4 exons. Bases 734 to 1747 code for a protein of 337 amino acids.